CAUUCUUGUAUGUUUGAAAAUAGUAGCGUACCUGAUUCACCUGGACAACUUAACUGCGUAGUAUAAUUUAAAGGACCAAGAUGAAGUUGAGAAGGAUACUCCCCUCAUUGCUUAUAAACAUGCUUGUCUCACACAUGCACGUGCUGGCCCAGUCUGCGAAUGAUCGCGUUUUAGUGCCUAGUAAUUCCAGUUGGAGUUUGGCCGCAUUCGAGGGCAAUGUAGAGUCAAUCGCCGGGCGCAAAGUGGUGUUUUUGGACUUCGAGUUCAAUACAAGUCCACAAGAUAUGGCACAGCUGGGGACCACUAUCGGUGGCUUUGUGAAUGCCAAUCGAUUGGUUGUUUGCGCUAUAUCAUUAGGCGCAGUCAAUCUAGACGACACAGACAUCGCACUCUUCCCCGAUGAAGUACGCGCAGACGAGGUGGCCGGUGCCUUUGACACCCCCAGGUUUUACCUGGAUAUAACGCAAUUAGACCGGUUACAAGACCCCCUUACGCAGCGCAUUACAACCGCACAAGAUGCCGGGUGUCAGGCCAUUAUGCCGCUCCUGCUAGACUGCUCACAGGCAAGCUGUGUCAACUCGACAGAUGCUGACGAGCUUGCGCAGCAGCAGAUGGAUUACAACAUGUUUGUUAUCAGCACAGCUCAGAAUAACGGAGUUUCUGUGGGACUCUACGAUGUGUUGUCAUCGGCCAAUAGCUUGCCAGACGUGUACGACUUCGCUUACAGUCAGCAGUGCAACAAUCCCGACGGGUUUGAUGACUGCUUGGCUCUCUCCCUGUUCAUCACAAUGGACAAAGCGGUCUUUGUAUUAGGAGAUGCUUUGCAGUCGGAUGAUAUCUGUACGCAAUCGGAGAAUCUCACAUUCGGUGCAAAGGUAACAGACGAUGCAAAUAACAUCAUCGACUGCAACGCACCGGAGGACACAUUACCAGCGACCGCUACAGUGGGAGCCUCGUCUACUGACCCAGUUUCCGGGGAUACCGUUGAUGGCGGCGGCUUUGACUGGUGCGGUAACACACUGGGUGCGGUGCUGGUAUUUCUGGUGGUUCUUCUUCUUUCCGGGUGUGCCACAGGCAUAGUGCUGUGCAUGAAGGCUCGCAAUCGCCGCAUUUUGAAGCAGAAGCAAGAGAUGGAGAAGAUGUUCUAUGGCGUCGAUAGCAGAAACGCCAGCAUCAGCUCAGGGAUAGGUGCCAACUCGGCCAGAAGCUCCAACCGCAGUAGCUUGCCCAUGUCCCCGGCACAGAGAGGUGUUUUGCACGAGACUCGCGGGGCUACGGGUAAUGUAUAAGGUGCUGGAACGCUGCCAACUCAUACAUGUAUAUAUAUUAUGUAUAUAUAUAUAUCUAUAUAUGGCUUGUUCUCAGAUACGCAUGCAUCAGCGAUAGACCAGCAAAGAAAAUGUAUGUGCUAUGCUUACUCUACGCCCUGCGAGGCUUUAGUCAAACGAGGCAGAUCGCAAAGCCUCAUGUUGCGAAUUCACGAGCCAAUUUAUCCAUAAUGAUAAUAUAGCUAUAGAUCUAUGGAAAUGCCUAUACUUUCAGCUUGAAAGCUCGACUAUCGCAUGAGAGGCGCAACAGCAAAGCAGGAUCCGAUUGGACGGGGAAGAUAGUAGCCUUCUAAGGAUCAUUGUCCCGGUUUAUUGGCUAAAAUUUCAGAAUAAC
Sphaeroforma arctica JP610 is the source of this 1662-nucleotide messenger RNA. RefSeq lists its product as hypothetical. Lineage: Eukaryota; Ichthyosporea; Ichthyophonida. The coding region runs from base 81 to 1289 and encodes 402 amino acids. The record is from RefSeq and is a predicted model, not a curated record. The transcript is spliced from 4 exons.